UAUCCAAUCAAAAACUGGCCUCGUCUGUUCUACCCAAUCAGCGCGAAGUCUGCGAGGAUUUAAACCUCAACACUGAACACAGCAACUAACGCCUCAUUCUCUACCAGUAUCUUCUGUGAGCAGACGAACCUUUACACAAAAUGGCUCUCCGUGUCACCCGUAACCGAUUGGCUUCCACCAGGUCUGACCUCGGUGGAAAGGCCUGCACCGUGGCCGGGCCUGCGAAGCCUAGGGCAGCGCUGGGAGAAAUUCGUAACAUCACAGCCAACGGAAAGGAAGCCCAGAAAAAGCCAACCAUGAAGACAAAGCCCCCAAGGAAGAUUGAGGCAGAAAAACCAGCUAUGAUUGAAGCAAAGGAGCAGGAGAACGUUGAUCCUAUUGAGCCAGAGCCUGAGGUCAAGCCUGAGCCACAAUCGCCAACUCCCAUGGAGACUUCUGGCUGUGAAGCAGGUGAUCCAGCUGAGCUGUGCCAGGCCUUUUCUGAUGUCAUCCUCAACACUGUGAUCAGGGAUGUAGACGCAGACGACUAUGACAAUCCAAUGCUGUGCAGUGAAUACGUGAAGGACAUCUACAAGUACCUGCGGCAGCUUGAGGCUGAGCAGAGUGUCAGACCUGCUUACCUGCAGGGCAGGGAGAUCACGGGCAAUAUGAGAGCUAUUCUGAUCGACUGGCUGGUACAAGUGAGCCUCAAGUUUCGCCUGCUGCAGGAGACCAUGUACAUGACUGUGGCCAUCAUUGACCGCUUUCUUCAGGACCACCCAGUCCCCAAGAAGCAGCUGCAGCUGGUUGGUGUCACUGCUAUGUUCCUGGCGUCUAAGUUUGAGGAGAUGUAUCCUCCAGAGAUUUCAGACUUUGCCUACGUGACUGACCGUGCCUACAGCACUGCACAGAUCCGAGACAUGGAGAUGAACAUCCUGCGGGUCCUUAAGUUCCAACUGGGUCGGCCUCACCCUCUGCAGUUCCUCAGGAGGGCUUCCAAGAUUUAUGAGGUCACUGCUGAGCAGCACACACUGGCCAAGUACUUGCUGGAGCUGACCAUGGUGGACUACGAGAUGGUCCACUACCCACCAUCGCUCUUGGCUUGUGGGGCUUUUGCUCUGACCCUCAAAGUGUUGGAUUCUGGAGAAUGGGAUGCAACACUGCAGCACUACAUGGAGUACACGGCAGACACUCUGGUUCCUGUGAUGAAACAUAUUGCCAAGAAUGUUGUGAAAGUGAACGAAGGACUAACGAAGCAUAUGGCCAUCAAAACCAAAUACUCCACCUCCAAGCAGAUGAAAAUUGCCACCAUUACACAGCUGAAGUCACCUGUUGUGAAGGAACUGGCCAAACAGCUGCAGUGAGGUCACACAGAGGUUCCACCGACUUCAGUUUGUACAGUUUGUAACUUAAAUGUGUUUUAAUGACUGUGGAGCAAUCUUCUGACAUGACCAUUUGUCAACUUUUUUUUUUUUUUUUUUUUUACUCAUCCCAGCAGCUCUGACAUCUGUCUAAACCAUGUUCCACUUAAAUGGACAGUGUGGCCACAGACCCUGCUCUUUUUGAGGGGAAAUGGUCAUGUUCCAGAGGCCUAUUCUAUAAAGUUUUAAACCUAUUCUUAACUCUAAGUUGUUUGUGUAAAAUACAUCAAUACUUUUUAAAUGAUUUUAUAUUCUCUUAAGAUGUUCUUUAAACUUCUAUUAAAUGGUUUUGACCAGA
Molecule: messenger RNA, 1698 nt
Organism: Cynoglossus semilaevis (tongue sole)
Lineage: Eukaryota; Metazoa; Chordata; Actinopteri; Pleuronectiformes; Cynoglossidae
Gene: ccnb1
Product: cyclin B1
Exons: 9
Coding region: 141-1343 (400 amino acids)
Biological process (GO): mitotic cell cycle phase transition
Molecular function (GO): cyclin-dependent protein serine/threonine kinase regulator activity
Source: RefSeq, a predicted model, not a curated record